Messenger RNA from Mytilinidion resinicola, 783 nucleotides. RefSeq lists its product as uncharacterized. Lineage: Eukaryota; Fungi; Ascomycota; Dothideomycetes; Mytilinidiales; Mytilinidiaceae. Bases 1 to 783 code for a protein of 260 amino acids. The record is from RefSeq and is a predicted model, not a curated record. The transcript has 2 exons.
AUGGACCGGCUUUCCCCUCCAAUUUUCAAUAUAAGUACACUUCCAACCCUCGCGUGCAACUAUGUUGGAAACGACUAUUGCCCGUCUGCAGGCUGGGAAUCCAUAGGCGACUGGUUACGGGUUUACUACUUCUCGGACCAGCCAAGAAUCACGUCUGAGUUACCUUGGCGGGUGCCCAGUCCUCUUGCACCUUACGAUUCGAUCUCAAUACCUGCGAAAAAGUUUACCUUGAAGCCAUACUUCAGCCUCCAGCCUUCCGGGAUCCACAAUCCGCCAAUUGAGAAGAGCUCGCUUGUGCAAAUGCCACAUGCUAGAGUAGUCAAUUUGGACUACUUGCCUUACGAUUCAACGGCGCAAUGCGGUAACGAAGCGAUAGAAGCCUGGGUCAAAAACGACUCCGCGACCAACACCCGGUCGACAGUGCACUGGACUGAUGGCAGCAGCAACUGGGUCUGUGCACAAAACAUCUCCGAUCUUGACAUUUCAGGCGGCUAUAACGCAGCAGCUCUCGUCACGCUCUCCAAAACUCCUUCAGCCGAUCUCAUCGCAGUUGGAUGCUCUAUCGCUGUUGAAUACAUGACAGGGAGGUACUCUAGCACAAGCGAAAUCACAGUAACUCUUGACCACAAUCCCCUCAAGAACCUCUCACCUACCAGCCUGCGAGCCUUCCUCCAAACAAGCUGGCUCAACGACCUCAACCCAACCAUUCAAGGCCUAAACACCACCAUCUUUGAGAAAAUGAUGACUACCAUCGGGCCUUGGGACCCAACAACCAACAACUGA